Messenger RNA from Caenorhabditis bovis, 933 nucleotides. Lineage: Eukaryota; Metazoa; Nematoda; Chromadorea; Rhabditida; Rhabditidae. The record is from the annotation of a GenBank genome assembly.
AUGUCUGAAGGAGGAGAAUCGAAACCAUCCAAGAAGUCGUCGAAGGGAUUCGACACCCGCAAGUUCUUAAUUGAUCUUGUCUCCGGCGGAACCGCCGCCGCUGUGUCAAAAACCGCUGUCGCUCCAAUUGAGCGCGUCAAGCUUCUUCUUCAGGUGCAAGAUGCUUCUACUACGAUCGCCGCUGACAAACGCUACAAGGGAAUCAUCGAUGUGUUGGUGCGUGUGCCGAAGGAGCAAGGAUACGCGGCGUUGUGGCGCGGAAAUCUCGCCAACGUCAUCCGAUACUUUCCGACGCAGGCGCUCAACUUCGCCUUCAAGGAUACAUACAAGAACAUGUUCCAAAAGGGUCUCGACAAGAAAAAGGACUUCUGGAAGUACUUUGCCGGAAACUUGGCAUCUGGAGGAGCCGCGGGAGCCACGUCGCUCUGCUUUGUUUAUCCACUUGAUUUUGCUCGAACCCGUUUAGCUGCAGAUGUCGGAAAGGGUGCCAAUCGCGAGUUCAAAGGUCUCGGAGACUGUCUUAUCAAGAUCGCCAAGUCUGAUGGACCAAUCGGACUUUACAGAGGAUUCUUCGUGUCUGUUCAAGGAAUCAUUAUCUACCGUGCCGCCUACUUCGGAAUGUUCGACACCGCCAAGAUGGUCUUCUCACAUGACGGCAAGAAGCUCAACUUCUUCGCAGCCUGGGCUAUCGCUCAAGUGGUUACCGUCGGCUCCGGAAUCCUCUCGUACCCAUGGGAUACUGUGCGUCGGCGCAUGAUGAUGCAAUCAGGAAGAAAGGACAUUCUCUACAAGAAUACCUGGGAUUGCGCCGUCAAGAUCGUCAAAAACGAGGGAAUGUCAGCCAUGUUCAAGGGAGCGCUUUCGAACGUGUUCCGUGGAACUGGUGGUGCUCUUGUGCUCGCCAUCUACGACGAGAUUCAAAAGUUCUUGUAA